Molecule: messenger RNA, 8045 nt
Organism: Trichosurus vulpecula (common brushtail)
Lineage: Eukaryota; Metazoa; Chordata; Mammalia; Diprotodontia; Phalangeridae
Gene: PIEZO1
Product: piezo type mechanosensitive ion channel component 1
Exons: 51
Coding region: 1-7566 (2521 amino acids)
Biological process (GO): cellular response to mechanical stimulus; detection of mechanical stimulus; regulation of membrane potential
Cellular component (GO): plasma membrane; endoplasmic reticulum
Molecular function (GO): mechanosensitive monoatomic ion channel activity; monoatomic cation channel activity
Source: RefSeq, a predicted model, not a curated record
AUGGAGUUGCACGCGCUCUGUGGAUUCCUAUACUGGCUGCUGCUGCCGCUCUCCCUUCUAGCGGCCUGCCUGUUCCGGGUCAAUGGUCUGUCAUUCAUUUAUCUACUUUUCCUGCUGCUCCUGCCCUGGUUCCUGGGGCCCACCAAACACAGCAUCAGAGGUUCCACAGGUCACCUCCUUCGAGCCCUCCUGUGCAUCAGCAUCCUCUUCCUUCUCGCUCACAUUGCCUUUCAGAUAUGCCUGCAUACGGUGCCUGGCCUGGACGAGCGGCUGGGAACCAAUUGCAGUUCCUGGGAGAUUCUGGCCUAUCAUGUGGGGGUCACCAGGCUAAACCUGGAUGACAUCCCCAACACCCUUCGUUUGGUGGCCCCAGACCUGGGCAUCCUUGUGGUCUCCUCUGUCUGCUUGGGCCUCUAUAACCGCCUUGUGAAGAAGACCCGCCGAGCCCAGCGCUCAAUGGUCCCAGAACCACAGGAGCAGGACAGUGAUGAGAGUGAGACCAAUGCCAACCAUCAAGGAUGGUCACAAGGAACCGGAGAAGAGGCCUCCAAUCGGGCUUCUCGCCUGGCUGUGAAGAUCAGGGUCACCGUCCACUGGCUGUUGAAAGCGAUGGGAAACACCCUGGCCAUUGUGUUGCUGGCCCUGGCAGGCAUCACUCUGCCCUCUGCCUUCUCCAGCACCUACUAUUUGCUGUUCCUGGGUCUCUGCACCUGGUGGGCCUGCCACUUUCCCAUCAGCCACCUGGGCUUCAAUGCCCUCUGCGUGAUGGUCGGCUGCUUCUCCGGUGGCCACCUCCUCUGCCUCUACUGCUAUCAGACGUCCUUUAUUCAGACACUGCUCCCACCUGCUGGAAUCUGGGCCAGGGUUUUUGGUCUCAAGGAUAUCAUCGGCCCCCUCAACUGCACCAACCCCAAUGCCCUCGUCCUCAACACCAGCCACGACUGGCCUGUCUACGUGAAUCCGGGCGUCCUGCUGCUGCUCUACUAUACUGUGGCCUUGCUGCUCACGCUGAGGAGGCUGGACCCCUCCGACCAGAAAGAGGAUGCCGAGGGAGACCAAGAAGUGGAGCUGAUGGAGGUGGGCCAGGCACCCAAGGGGCAGGGCCGAGCUGCGGAGGAAACCAAGAAUAUGCUGCCAGAGAGUCCCACCAGUUCCACAGAAAACUGCACUGUACACGUCUUGAACAGCCAGACUCCGACCCAGCAUCGCCCGGGAAGUAAUCGAGCUCAGCCCAGGGAGACCUCACCCCUGUAUGCCCUUGGUCACGUCAUCAUGAACCAGAGCUAUGUGUGUGCUCUCAUUGCCAUGAUGGUGUGGAGCAUCACCUACCACAGCUGGCUGACCUUUGUCCUGCUGCUGUGGGCCUGCCUCAUCUGGAUUGUCCGGAGCCGUCACCAUUUUGCCAUGCUGUGUUCCCCCUUUAUCCUGCUCUACGGACUGGUCCUGUGCAGUCUGCAGUACGUCUGGGCCAUGGACCUGGAGCCCGAACUCCCCAAGAAAGUUGGCUUCAUGAGCUUGCAUCAGCUGGGGUUGGAACACACUCGCUACCCCUGCCUUCACCUAGGCGCCAUGCUGCUCUGCACUUUGACCUUUUGGCUCCUGCUGCGCCAGUUUGUGAAGGAGAAGCUCCUUAAGAAGAAGCAGCCUCCAGCCACCCUCCGGGAGGUCACCGUGAGUGAGUUUGGAGAGCACACACGGACUCGGCUGUUACUCAAGAAGUUGGGGGAGUUGGUGACAGAUUUUUAUGCCAAGUACUGGAUCUACGUCUGUGCAGGCAUGUUCAUCGUAGUCAGCUUUGCUGGGCGCCUCGUGGUCUACAAAAUUGUCUACAUGUUCCUCUUCCUGCUCUGUCUCACCCUCUUCCAGGUCUACUACAGCCUAUGGCGCAAGCUGCUAAAGGUGUUCUGGUGGCUGGUGGUAGCAUAUACCAUGCUGGUGCUGAUCGCUGUCUACACCUUCCAGUUCCAGGAUUUCCCCAUGUACUGGCGCAAUCUGACUGGCUUCACUGAUGAGCAGUUACAAGACCUCGGGCUGGAGCAGUUCAGUGUGUCCAAGCUUUUCUACAGCAUCCUCAUCCCUGGCUUCUUCCUCCUCGCCUGCAUUCUCCAGUUGCACUAUUUUCACCGGCCCUUCAUGCGCCUCACCGACCUGGAGCACAUCCCACCCCCAAGCAGUCACCACCAGCUGUGGGCUCAGAGGCAGGAGGAGGACAGCAGGGCCCUGCUGCAGGAUGAGGAUGGGAGCCCCAGGGAGGAGCCCGGUGGGGUUGGCCCUGGCUCCAGCCCUGGCUCCGACAAUGCUGACUCAGAAUGUGAAGACUUGCCCAGUAAGUGGGGCCUGGUGGCUGAGAGGCUGAUGGUGCUUGCUGGACGCUUCUCCGACAUGCUGACCCAGGUGCAGGUGUUUGUCAGGCGCUUACUGGAGCUCCAUAUCUUUAAGCUGGUGGCCCUCUACACAGUCUGGGUGGCCCUGAAGGAGGUGUCGGUAAUGAAUUUUCUAUUGGUGGCACUGUGGGUUUUUGCCCUGCCCUAUCCCCGCUUCCGCCAUAUGGCGUCCUGCCUCUCCACGGUCUGGACUUGCAUCAUCAUAGUCUGCAAAAUGCUCUACCAACUGAAGAUUGUCAAUCCCUAUAAGUACUCCAGCAACUGCACUGAGCCACUCCUCAACAACACCAACCUACAGAAGUCCGAGAUCGGCAAUUCCACACUCUACCAGAAGCCGGUGGACCCUGCCAAUUGGUUUGGCAUCCGCAAGGACGUCUCGAACCUUGGUUACAUACAGAACCACCUGCUGAUCCUCCUCUUGCUGGUGUUCGAGGCCAUCGUGUACCGGCGCCAGGAGUAUUACAGAAAACAGUACCAGGUGGCCCUGCCCCCUGCCCAGAUUGUCUGCCCUGAGGGCACCCGCCACCACCUGGACCAGGGCCUCCUGAGCUGCGCCAAGUAUUUCAUCAACUUCUUCUUCUAUAAGUUUGGCCUGGAGAUCUGCUUCCUGAUGACAGUAAAUGUGAUUGGCCAACGCAUGAACUUCAUGGUGAUCCUACAUGGCUGUUGGCUGGUUGCCAUCCUCACUCGCCGGCGCCGGGAGGCCAUUGCCCGCCUCUGGCCCAAGUACUGCCUCUUCCUGGCCUUCUUCCUGCUCUACCAGUAUCUACUGUGUGUGGGCAUCCCCCCAGCCCUCUGCAUUGAUUACCCGUGGCGCUGGAGCAAAGCCAUUCCCAUGAACUCUGCGCUCAUCAAGUGGCUGUACCUGCCCGAUUUCUUCAUGCGUCCCAACUCUACCAACCUCAUCAGUGACUUCCUUCUGCUGCUGACCGCCUCCCAGCAGUGGCUGGUGUUUGUUGCCGAGCAGACCGAGGAGUGGCAGCACACAGCUGGACUCAACACGGACUACCUGGAGCCGCUGCGUGGGGAGCCAAACCCUGUGCCCAACUUCAUCAACUGCAGGUCCUACCUGGACAUGCUGAAAGUAGCCGUAUUCCGCUACUUCUUCUGGCUGGUGCUGGUGGUAGUGUUCAUCACAGGUGCCACCCGCAUCAGCAUUUUUGGCCUGGGCUACCUGCUCGCCUGUUUCUACCUGCUGCUCUUUGGGACCUCCCUACUGCAGAAAAGCACCAAGGCACAACUAGUGCUAUGGGACUGCCUCAUUCUGUACAACGUCACCGUCAUCAUCUCCAAGAACAUGCUUUCGCUCCUUUCCUGCGUCUUUGUGCAGCAAAUGCAGAAUAACUUCUGUUGGGUCAUCCAGGUCUUCAGCCUGGUGUGCACCGUCAAAGGCUACUAUGACCCUAAAGACAUGAGCAAGGACCAGGACUGCAUAUUGCCCGUGGAGGAGGCUGGCAUCAUCUGGGACAGCAUUUGCUUCUUCUUCCUCCUUCUGCAACGCCGCAUCUUCCUCAGUUACUAUUUCCUGCAUGUCAUGGCUGACCUUAAGGCCACAGCACUCCAGGCUUCCAGGGGCUUUGCUUUGUAUAAGGCCUCCAUCCUCAAGAGCAUCAAUUUCCAUCAGCAGGCAGAGGAGAAGUCCUUGGCGCAGCUGAAAAGACAGAUGGAAAGGAUCCGAGCCAAACAGGAGAAGCAUCGCCUGGGGCGGACCAGUGAAUGCCCUGAGGACCCAGAUCAAGAUCCAGAGCCAGGUGGCCCGAGCAGCUCUUCCCAACCCAGAAGGCGAUGGUGGCGGCCCUGGUUAGACCAUGCCACAGUGAUCCACUCUGGGGAGUACUACCUGUUUGAGUCUGACAGUGAGGAAGAGGAGGAGGUGCUGCCCGAGGACUCCAGGCCUUCACCACAGAGUGCCUUCCAGCUGGCAUAUCAGGCAUGGGUGACCAAUCCUCAGACUGUCUUGAGAAGACGGCGACAGGAGCAGCAGCUCCAAGAGGCUGGGGAAACCCCCUCAGCUAGGCAGCUGGAAGAGUCCGAGCUGCCAGGAACCCAGGAAGAAGAGGUGCCAGGCAGGAACAAUGUGAUGCAGCGCCUUCUGAAUAUCCUGCACUUCCUGUGGGUGCUGGGCCAGGCAGGGGUGGAUGGGCUGACCCAGUGGCUCAAUACCUUCACCCGGCACCACGCCAACAUAUCCACCGUGCUGCAGGCUGAACGCUAUGUCCUCACUCAGGAGCUGCUCAAGGGCGGUGACAUCCAAGGGGGCGUGCUGGAUGGGUUGUACCUGAAGGAGGAGGAAGAAGAGCUUGGGCCGCAGAGCCCCUUCAGCAGAGAGUUCCAGAGCAGCCUGGCUUCAAGUGGGCGUGGGGCAGAGGAGAUGCUCAGCAGUGCGACUGAAUACACAGGGGCCACGAGCCCCCUGACCACAGGCUACAACACUCAGAGCAACAGCGAGGAGCUCCUUGGGGGAAUCGAGGCUUCUCAAGAUAGAGACUCGAUGCGGGGCUCCCAAGAGCUCCUGGCGCACCCCAGUAUCUGGAAAAGGACAGCGAGCGAGCUGCUCCUCAACAGGCGAUUCAGGUUUGAGGAGCUGGAGGCCUCGGAGCACUUUUAUGAGAGCCAGGGCCGGAUCCUGAGGUUGCUGCAGGCUCUCUACCUCUUUGUGGCCGCCCAUUCAGAGCUCGUAUGCUACUUUAUCAUCAUCCUCAACAACAUGGUCACAGCUUCCGCUGCCUCCCUGGUGCUGCCCGUCCUCGUCUUCCUCUGGGCCAUGCUGUCCAUCCCCCGGCCCAGCAAGCGCUUCUGGAUGACAGCCAUCAUCUUCACGGAGGUGAUGGUGGUGAUCAAGUAUCUGUUCCAGUUUGGCUUCUUCCCCUGGAACAGCUCCUCGGUGCUGCGGCGCUAUGAGAACAAGCCCUACUUUGCACCCAGAAUUUUGGGCCUGGAGAAGACAGACAGCUAUAUCAAGUAUGACCUGGUCCAGCUCCUGGCCCUUUUCUUCCACCGGUCCCUGCUGCUGUGCUAUGGUCUGUGGGACCAUGAAGGGGACACAUUUACCAAGGAGCAGGACCAAGCCGAGGACCAAGAGAAGCCAGCGUUGGAAGAGGAGGCCGAGCCAGAGCCAGUGACUCAGGAUGAGGUGGGAACAGGGGCCCAGGACCAGCUGGAGGCUCAGGACGGAGUCCAGGCUGAAGAUGAAAUCCGGGUUGAGGAUGGAGGCCAGGACGAGGCCCCAGCUCAGACUAAAGGAACCAAGGACACAAGACGACUCAGCCUUCGAUUUAGAAGGAAGAAGAAGAAGAGCCAGGAGUCCUCGGAGCCAGAGGCCAUUGAGGACGAGGAAAAACCGAAGAAAAGAAAAGAAAAGAUGAGCCGUCCCCAGAGGAUGAAGGCCACAGGACUCAAGAUCAGGCGCUUCUUCAAGACUAUGGUGCAGAAUAUAUACCAGCCCAUACGUUGUUUCUUCUGGGACAUCCUCCACACUCAGUACCGAGCAGCCACCGAUGUCUACGCCCUCAUGUUCCUGGCAGAUGUUGUUGACUUCAUCAUCAUCAUCUUUGGCUUUUGGGCCUUUGGGAAACACUCGGCUGCCACAGACAUCACCUCCUCGCUGUCGGAUGAUCAGGUGCCCGAGGCCUUCCUGGUCAUGUUGCUCAUCCAGUUUGCCACGAUGGUCAUCGACCGGGCCCUGUACCUGCGUAAGACUGUGCUGGGAAAGCUCAUCUUCCAGGUCAUUUUAGUGUUUGGAAUCCAUCUCUGGAUGUUCUUCAUCCUGCCCGCUGUCACUGAGAGGAUGUUCAGCCAGAAUGCUGUGGCCCAGCUAUGGUACUUUGUAAAGUGCAUCUACUUCGCCCUGUCGGCAUACCAGAUACGUUGCGGGUACCCUACCCGCAUCCUGGGCAACUUCCUCACCAAGAAAUACAAUCACCUCAACCUCUUCCUGUUCCAGGGAUUCCGGCUGGUGCCAUUCUUGGUGGAGCUGCGUGCUGUGAUGGACUGGGUGUGGACAGACACUACGUUAUCCCUGUCCAACUGGAUGUGUGUGGAGGAUAUCUAUGCCAACAUCUUCAUCAUCAAAUGUAGCCGAGAGACGGAGAAGAACUACCCACAGCCCAAAGGGCAGAAGAAAAAGAAGAUUGUCAAGUACGGUAUGGGGGGGCUGAUCAUCCUCUUCCUCAUCGCCAUCAUCUGGUUCCCACUGCUUUUUAUGUCGCUGGUGCGUUCUGUGGUCGGUGUGGUCAACCACCCCAUUGAUGUCACCGUCACCCUCAAGCUUGGUGGCUAUGAGCCUUUGUUUACCAUGAGUGCACAGCAGCAAUCCAUCGUGCCUUUCACGCCGGACACCUACGAAAAGCUGACCAGGAAAUUUGACCCUUUUCCGCUGGCCAUGCAGUUCAUUAGCCAGUACAGCUAUGAGGACAUUGUCACGGCACAAAUUGAGGGCAGCUCGGGGGCCCUGUGGCGCAUCAGCCCCCCAAGUAGGGAACAGAUGAAAAAAGAGCUAUAUAAUGGCACUUCUGACAUCACCCUUCGGUUCACCUGGAACUUUCAGAGGGAUCUGGCCAAGGGGGGCACCGUGGAGUACACCAAUGACAAACAUACUAUGGACCUCACCCCCAACAGCACCGAGCGCAGGCAGCUAGCCAGCCUGCUGGAGGGGACCACAAACCAGGCUGUGGUCAUCCCUAACCUCUUCCCCAAAUACAUCCGUGCCCCCAAUGGUCCUGAGGCCAACCCAGUCAAGCAGCUACAACCAGAGGAGGAAAAAGACUACUUGGGGGUGAACCUGUCCCUGCAACGGAGUGGGGUGGAAGAGGGCUCCCUUGAGUGGUGGGUGAUCACUCUCCAGGACUGUCAGCCAGACUGUAACAUCCUGCCCAUGGUCAUCUUCAGCGACAAGGUCAGCCCCCCCAGCCUGGGCUUCCUGGCUGGAUACGGAAUCAUGGGGCUGUACGUGUCCAUUGUACUGGUGAUCGGCAAGUUUGUUCGGGGUUUCUUCAGUGAGAUCUCGCACUCCAUCAUGUUCGAGGAGCUGCCUUGUGUAGAUCGCAUCCUGAAGCUCUGCCAGGAUAUCUUCUUGGUUCGGGAGACCCGGGAGCUGGAGCUGGAAGAAGAGCUGUAUGCCAAACUCAUCUUCCUCUAUCGCUCCCCGGAGACCAUGAUAAAGUGGACCCGGGAAAAGCACUAGGAGCCGUGUGCGGGUCUUCUCCCCAGCAAAAGGAGCCCAGCCCAGGAAGCAGGUUCAAGAGACUUCAUGGACAGUGCACACCCAGUGCCCUGGAAAUGGGGGCUGCUGCUAGCCUGCCCCAGCCUCCCCGCUGAGCCUACACAGCACACAGCAGGUGCUGAGACUGCCUAGCCACAAGGCUGCAACCUGCAUCUGAGGAAGCACUAUCCAGACCAUUGCCAGCAGGGCAAACGGUCAGUCCUGUCUUCCCCUCUGGACCAGGGUCACGGCAGCCUCAGCUGGGGGCCUUGGCUCCCAGCCGCCCCAAGUGGCCUGGCCUCCAGCUUGAGGGCCGAGCCAUGCAUCUGCCCAGAGGAGGCAGCCACUCCAGGGGGGAGGGACCUGGGUCUCCCCAGACGUACUGUAGAGUUUUCUAAUUAAAAAUGAUUUAUUUAUACAGACGGACAAUUAAACGGUGAGUUGUGGCCUCACCUCUCCUA